This is a messenger RNA of Chenopodium quinoa (quinoa), 786 nucleotides long. RefSeq lists its product as uncharacterized. The transcript has a single exon. Lineage: Eukaryota; Viridiplantae; Streptophyta; Magnoliopsida; Caryophyllales; Amaranthaceae. Bases 1 to 786 code for a protein of 261 amino acids. The record is from RefSeq and is a predicted model, not a curated record.
AUGCCCGUGACCCUUGAUCACGCGGACGCUCAAUAUGCUACGUGGGUUGAGAUUUUCCAAAUCCAUGCUUGUGCCUACAAUGAUACUGAUCAUAUUGAUGCAAAUGUUAAGCGUCCAACGGAUGUUGAUGAUGCAACGUGGAAGAGAUUGGAUGCAAUUGUUAAACAAUGGAUAUAUAGCACUAUUUCCAAAGACCUUGUUAACACUAUCAUGAAAUCGGGUGCUACGGCUCAAGAAUUAUGGACCCAACUCGAAGAAUCGUUUCAUGAUAAUAAGCAUACUAGGGCAGUGUAUUUGGAGGAACAACUUUCCACCACAAAACUUGAACAAUUUGCUAACAUGUCGGAUUAUUGUCAGCAAAUCAAAGUUCUUGCGGAUCAACUUGCUAACGUUGAUUGUCCGGUCUCCGAUCGAAAGAUGGUUAUGCAACUUAUUUCGGGUCUCACCAAAGGCGAAUACGACACCGUGGAAGCCAUCAUCUCCCAAACUGAACCCACAUCAAGCUUCAACAAAGCACGCUCCAUGUUUCUCCUCGAAGAAACUCGGCAAAAGAAACAAGAAGAAUCGGGCCAACAAGCUUUGGUGGCCCAAUCCAGUCAAGCCCAGUCCAAUACUAUCGGGUCACAACCUAGUUCCCAGCAACCGGCGGCCGAUCAGCGUGGUGGUGGUACAAGCCGUGGAAGGGGGCGUGGUCGUGGAACCAAUAACAAGCCUAAAGGCCGUGGAAAGGGUCGGGGGAAUAAUAACAAUACCCAACAACAACAACAAUCUGGCCCACAGUGGUAG